AUGUUCUGUGGUUUCCGCUGCUACUGUCACUCAUUUCAUUCUGUUUAUUCUUUGAUCGCCAUUUUAGUCAAUAUUGUGGUAGUAAACCGAACAAAUAGGAAAAUUUGUGUAAAAGUUGGACCCUAGUAAAAUCCACUUGAUAUAAAAAAUGCCAAAUAUAAAAUUGCAAUCAUCCGAUGGCGAAACCUUCGAGGUCGACGUAGAAAUCGCGAAAUGCUCAGUUACUAUUAAAACUAUGCUUGAAGACUUGGGAAUGGACGAUGAAGAAGAAGAAGUAGUUCCAUUACCUAAUGUAAAUUCUGCUAUUCUGAGAAAAGUUAUUCAGUGGGCAACUUACCACAAAGACGACCCACCACCACCAGAAGAUGAUGAUAACAAAGAAAAAAGAACUGAUGAUAUUUCUUCGUGGGAUGCAGAUUUCCUAAAAGUUGACCAGGGUACUCUAUUUGAGCUGAUUCUAGCUGCCAAUUAUCUUGAUAUUAAAGGAUUGCUGGAUGUUACAUGCAAAACAGUUGCAAACAUGAUCAAAGGCAAGGCUCCUGAAGAAAUUCGAAAGACUUUUAACAUCAAAAACGAUUUCACAGCUUCAGAAGAAGAACAAGUUAGAAAGGAGAAUGAAUGGUGUGAAGAAAAGUAAUUUAUUGAUUGUUUGAUAUUUAUGUGAAUAUUGUAAUACCAUAUUAAAUGCUUACUUAAAAUGUUAUUUGGACAAAGAUGACUGUGCUGUAUAUUUCAGAAAGAUUAAAUUCAUAGUCUGACAGUUCAUUCAUUAGGAAUUUGUAUUUAAAUUAAAUAGUGUUUUUCAUAAAAUAGUAUUUUUCUUCAUUAUAUUCUUUACAUUGAAAAGUUCUGUAAGUAAUGAGAUGAUCACACUUUCGUUGAUAAUUUCUUCCAUCUUACUUGGCUAUUUUGAAAAAUACAUACUAUGUUGAUGUAAA
Molecule: messenger RNA, 938 nt
Organism: Diorhabda sublineata
Lineage: Eukaryota; Metazoa; Arthropoda; Insecta; Coleoptera; Chrysomelidae
Product: S-phase kinase-associated protein 1
Exons: 2
Coding region: 149-637 (162 amino acids)
Biological process (GO): SCF-dependent proteasomal ubiquitin-dependent protein catabolic process
Cellular component (GO): cytoplasm; nucleus
Molecular function (GO): cullin family protein binding
Source: RefSeq, a predicted model, not a curated record